Molecule: messenger RNA, 2040 nt
Organism: Aegilops tauschii subsp. strangulata
Lineage: Eukaryota; Viridiplantae; Streptophyta; Magnoliopsida; Poales; Poaceae
Source: RefSeq, a predicted model, not a curated record
CAAUCUUUUCUGAACUAUAAUUGUUCAGUCAAUUCAAAUAAGACGUAAUCUUGUUCAAGCUGACCGAAUGCUCUUGACACUUACUUUUUCGAAAGAGGCACAAAUUAUUGUCCGUUUUUGGUCGCGUGUGCAGUUGACUUGUACAUCAUUGCCAUGUCUGAAUAUGUAUGGCAACAGCAAUCCUCUGAGACUGAGUUAAAAGUCGGCACAACUUGCUGCUAGCUUUGGUGGGAACUGACAAGUUUUCAUGGGAAGAAUAGAAAGUGAGAAAUUUAGUUGUGAGACGCGGCUGUGAUCCAUGCUCGUGAUGCUUGCCUGCGGCCACUUUGCUUAGCUGUUGGACGUGGAUGUGAGGCUCGUGAGCGACAUAAAUUGGGCGCCCUCAGUUUGUUAGUUGGCAACUUGGCGUCCAAUUUGACCAAAAAUCACCGCACCCUAAUUACUUAGCACCCGGGCUUCAGAUUCUCCUCUUCUUGCCUACCUCUCCCUCAUGCAACUUGCACCACCAUUGAUCCUGCUGCAGCUUGAGCUCAUACUUCAUACCCCCGGGGCUCUGAGCUGCAGGAGAUAGGCUGACAGAUGGGGUGCUUCAGCUCCAAGCCGGAUGACGCCAGCGUGCUGAUCAGGAGGCGGCCUGCCAGCAUCGGCGAGGUGGCCGUCUUCGUGCCGGGGCUGCGCGUCCCCGAGCCCCUGGAGCUGCCCCCGCCGCUCGCCGACAGCCUCCCGAGGCGGCUCACCGAGCGGCUGGCCGCGUCAAGGGACCGCAUCGCCAACAUGGCCGCCCGUGAGGCGCUCGCCGUCACCAAGCCCCGCAGGCGUGCGGCCACACAGCAUGGGGCAUCGACGUCGGCUGAUCUUGUGCAGGCCUUGGAAGAGUACCUGCCAGUAAUUCUAGGGAUGGCAAAAGAUGGGAGUGAGCUGGAGGACAAGAUACAGUUUGCAUGGAUGAACCAAGAAGAUGAUGCAGAGGAGACGGCACUGCCCAGCGCCUGGUACGAGGUGCUGUCGGUGCUGCACAUGAUGGCCAUGCUCCGUCUAUCCCAGGCAAACUCCCUGCUCCUGCCAAAGACGUCUCUCGAGGGAUACCACACCAAAGUAUCCGAAGAGAACAAACGCGCAUCAGUCGAGGUGUUCCUCAAGGCGGCCGGGCACCUGGAGUGUGCCAUGCACCAAGUUCUUCCCAGGAUGUCGCCUGAAAAGAGGAAAGGUCUUCCCGUGGACCUGUCUGAAGGGGUCCUGAAAGCUACCUGCAUGCAAGCACUCGGUCAGGCAAUUGAUGUUCAACUUGGGUUGGCAAUUGACAGUCCAAAGGCUACCCUGGCUGUCAAAAGGAGGCUGGCAUGUGAGAUGGUCAAGUGCUGGCAGCAGGCACAUGAAAGCAUCGCGGACAUACCUCUGCUCGAUGGCUGGGGCGAAAAGCACAGGCUCUUUGUGAAGUGGAAGCACAUGGAAGCAAAAGCUGCCGCGUACUACUACCACGGGUUGAUCCUCGAUGAAGGCAACACCGAGAAGUCUCACCGAGCGGCCGUAGCGGCGCUGCAGUCCGCGGAGGAGUCCCUGAGGGAGAGCAGAGCAGUCUGCGAGGCCUUCCACACCGCAUCCCCCUUUUCAAGGAGCCCGACCCUAUGGGGAUCGAUGAAGUACCUCCACGACAAGAUCCACAAGGACUCCAACUGCAAGGUUCGCAUCAACAAGGACCUCUACAGCAAUGUUGACAGGACACACGAGACGGUGCCAGCGCUGCCGGAUUUUGCGGUGGCCCUCCAGCCGGAGGAGUACCGGCUUCCUCGCACAGACGCUGCUUCUGCAAAUGACUGACUAGCUGCCAGCUGAAGCAUGUCUGUAUGCAGGUCCUCGACUCACUAGAUUCUAAGUAAUCUGAUGUGUAAUUUCCCAUAGAUGGAUGGAUGAUUAAUUUGUGGCCGAAUCAGAUGAUGAACUGAACCGCACAAUCUGGAAAUGCCAGUCACCGAAAGGAAUAACAUUCUUGAGCUAGUUUCAGCAGCCGAAAUAGAGCAAUUGCCAUGUGUUGUUGUUCAA